Laetiporus sulphureus 93-53 is the source of this 495-nucleotide messenger RNA. RefSeq lists its product as uncharacterized. The record is from RefSeq and is a predicted model, not a curated record. The annotation marks the transcript as partial. Lineage: Eukaryota; Fungi; Basidiomycota; Agaricomycetes; Polyporales; Laetiporaceae. The transcript is spliced from 3 exons.
GCUCUCUUCUUUUAUGAUAUCAUAAUAACCUUCGAUCAAGAGGUCCGUGUAGUAUGGACUCGCAAAAUCACCGCAGCCAGCGUCAUAUACAUUUUAUCUCGAUACCUGAUGUUUUUGUACCUCAUACUCACAUUGGUCGAGAGCGCUGUCGAUUGUGAGGUACCAUCUCCGUUGCGUAUUGCAUUUGAGGAUUCCCACUCACCAGUCUUAAUCUUAUCGUUCACGGCUCUUCGAACAUAUGCAAUCAGCCUUCACGCAUGGCAUGUAGCUGCGCUCGUUUUCCUCCUUGGGAUGGUCCCGGCAGGGGUGAACAGCGUGCGUCAGGCUUUAGAUUCGAUUGUGGUGAUUGGCACAAGAGUUUGCGUUGUCGCGGCCGAUGGCGUUCUGCUACUCGUGACAUGGUACAGGACCUAUGGGCUUCUCAAGGCUGCGAAUGAGGUCCAAGUGCGUGCAUCUCUGGCAUCCAUGUUGUUAAGAGAUGGUAUGUUAUAUUGA